Messenger RNA from Funneliformis geosporum, 130 nucleotides. The record is from the annotation of a GenBank genome assembly. NCBI's taxonomy places the organism in Eukaryota, Fungi, Glomeromycota, Glomeromycetes, Glomerales, Glomeraceae.
UGUAACACUGCGGGAAAUUCUCCUGAGAAGCCAUCCGCUAAUUUAGAGCCUAUUAUUAGAGAUAAACCACCAAUUCCCACUAAAAAACCCAUUCAACAUAAUAUUCCGCCCUUACUUACUAAAUUUUACA